CACAGUCACAUAGCUUUCAUGGAGGAGGAGAAGAAGAUGAACAGUCGUAGAUGCAGAGACAUGGAGGAGGAGGAGACACAAUAUCUUCCUCAUGACCUGAUCAUCACCCAAAUCCUCCCAAGAUUACCAGUGAAAUCUCUUGUACGUUUCAAAUGCGUUAAUAAUUUUUGUUAUCUAUAUGGUUUUGGGUAUGAUCAAUUCAGAGAUGAUUACUUGGUAGUUUCAGUCUCUAAUGAUAUAACCAUAAAUUAUGGUGUUAAUUCGCGAUUGGAGGUUUUCUCAUUGAGAGAUAAUACAUGGAGAGAAAUCGAGGGCAACUUCCCUUAUUUCAGUAAUACGUGGACCGAUGGUUCGCCUAGAGUAGGAUUGCUCUUUGGUGGCGAUAUUCAUUGGUUGGCUGCAAAGAUGGCUCCAGAUGAAAAUAGUUAUGACGAUGUUAUUCUUACAUUUGAUUUAAUGGAAAGGAAACUUUUAGAUAUGUCUUAUCCUGAUGAUUUUGACUUUGAACCUGAUGACAAUUGUGCUUUAUGGGUAUUUGGAGAAUUUUUUAGUUUGUGGGUUUCCGACUAUGUUAAUUGUAGUGUUGAAAUAUGGGUGAUGAAAGAGUACAAAGUGCAUUCGUCUUGGACAAAGGCUCUUGUUUUUCCUAUUGAAGGCCUUUCCACUUGGUACUUUUACCCGAUAUGUUCUACAAAAACUAGUGACAUAGUCGGAACAGAUGGCGAAAAUGUAUUGCAGAAGUAUAAUGGUCAAGGUCAACUUCUAGAGCAUGAAUCUUAUUGUGAAGAUCCACUUGAAUCUCUAGCGACCUUGUAUACAGAGUCUCUGCUUUCGCUACCUGGUGACAAUAUGCUAGUCUAA
Molecule: messenger RNA, 861 nt
Organism: Trifolium pratense (red clover)
Lineage: Eukaryota; Viridiplantae; Streptophyta; Magnoliopsida; Fabales; Fabaceae
Product: F-box/kelch-repeat protein At3g06240-like
Exons: 3
Coding region: 19-861 (280 amino acids)
Source: RefSeq, a predicted model, not a curated record